AUGCAAGCAACGAAAAUGCGCACCCCCUUCGCCAUUCAGGAGAUACUCGGCUUGGGUGUCGGCUCGGCAGCUGCGGCCGCUGCAGCCAAUUACCAGCAGGCGCAACAACUCAGUCAGCAGCAGCAACAACAACAACUACAACAGCAACAGCUAACGCCGCUGCCUUUACAACAAAACCAACAGCAACAGCAAUCGCUUCAAUUGCAACAACAAUCGCCUACUUCACAAUCGCAGCAGCAGCAGCGCCAUAACAGCACCACCUCAACUUGUUCAACGCCUCCACCCGCCGCUACACCAACCGCAACCGAUUGCAAUAAUGCACCGCUCUCACCCGCCUCCUCGCACGGACGUCCAACACGCGAUUCGCGUUCCAUUUCGCCCGAUGUGACGCGUCUCUCAGCGGCAGCGGCAGCUGCGGCCGCCACAGCACACUGCCAGUUGCCUAUCUUCAAUCCGGCAAACUUUUACGCUGCAGCCGGCUAUGCGGAUCAUGCGGGGCAAUUGAAUGCGGCACAUCAUCAUCACAUGACGACGCUGGCAGCGGCGGCGUACUUGCGUGGCUUUUUGCCGCCGGGCUUCAGCACGCCACACGAAUUUCGCGGACACUUUCAACAGCAUUUUGGCAGCCAAUUUGCGGAACAAGCCGCACGUGGCGCCCAAGACUACAGUAAUAGCCUAAACAACAAUAACAACAACAACGAUGAUGUACAUUCGCCCAGCAAAGCGAAUUCGAGUAAUGGCUCGAACGGCAGCAGCAGCACCUCACACAUGUCCACAACGAAUGGCAGCCUAACUAGCAACAACAACAACAACAGCACCGCAUCCUCAAAUGGUGGCGUUACGAGUAAUGGCAACAGCAGCACCAGCAAUAACAACACCUCACCUUCGGUACGGCCUACACUUUCACCCGCUGAACAUGCCGCCGCCGCUUUAGCUCAUCAUGCUGCUGCAGCUGCGGCAGCACACCAUGCGCACUCGCAUCAUCACCAACAUGGCCACCAUCCGCAUGCACAUGCACACGCCCAUCAUGGCCAUCAUCAUCCGCAUCAUGCACACCACCAUCCACAUGCGCAUCAUCCGCACGCUCAUCAUCCGCAUGCGGGCGCUACCCAUGAGGCAUUCCUGAACGGUGCUGCUGCGGCGGCGGCGGCGGCUGCGGCCAUCGGAAGUGGCAUGGCCGGUGCCGGAAGUGUUGUGGGCGCACCUAAUGGCCUGCUCGGACACGGUGGCGAUCCUAGUGCGCUGCUGGGCGGUGCUGGUGGCGCUGGCGGUUUGAGCAGUAAAAAGAAGAAUAAACGGCGGCACGGGCGCACUAUAUUUACGAGCAAUCAAUUGGAGGAGUUGGAGAAGGCCUUCAAGGAGGCGCACUAUCCGGAUGUGAGCGCACGUGAAUUGCUCUCGAUGAAGACCGGCUUGGCUGAGGAUCGCAUACAGGUUUGGUUCCAGAACCGUCGCGCUAAAUGGCGAAAAACGGAAAAAUGUUGGGGCCACAGCACCAAAAUGGCUGAAUAUGGCCUCUACGGCGCCAUGGUACGACACUCGCUGCCACUACCCGAAACCAUACUCAAAUCGGCCAAAGAUGACGAAUCGGUAGCGCCAUGGCUGCUGGGCAUGCAUAAGAAAUCACUCGAAGCCGCCGAUAUAUUGAAAUCGGAUGAGAGUGAUCGUGAAACGCCCACCUCGGACGACACCAACACCUCCUACUCGGCCGGCAGCACACACAAUUCACCGAUCUCUUCAUUCUCCAUAUCGCGUUUGCUCUUCGAUGCCCCCUCCAAACACAAACGGCAUCACGAUGUGGUGGGGAGCAGUGUUGUUGGCGGUGGCGGCAUUGAUCUAGCCAAUGGCGCUAUGAGUGGUUUGGCAGAACAGGCGCAUGCACAAGCACAUGCGCACGUCAUGCAACAUCACCCCUACAAUCAGCAACAACAUUUGCAACACGUACAACAUCUACAACAAUUACAUCAGCAACAAUUAGCCGAACAGCAUGCGGAGGCGCAACGUCGUCAACAAGCGCAUCAACAUCAACAACAAUUGCUCGCGGCGGAGGCGGAAAUGCAACGCAGACGGCAGGAAGCGCAUGAACAGCGCGAGCGAGAAUGUGAAGUCGAAGCUGAUGAAGAGCCGAUGUGCGAUGAUGACGAUGAUGAUUGUGAUAGAGAAGAGAUCGAUAUCUGUGACGAUGUAGAUGACGAUAAAGAUAUGAAAAUGUUGCUGAGUGCUGAGAGUGCGGCGAAACGGAUUAAGCAAGAGAAUAGUGCAUCGAUGGCGUUGGAGAGUAGAUGAAAUUUGUGUAUAGACGUGUUGUUGUAAAUGAGGAAUAGGAGAGGGGUGUAAAGAAAUUAACUAGUAGUUGAAUAGGGAUAGUGAAGAGAAG
This is a messenger RNA of Anastrepha obliqua, 2377 nucleotides long. It is a transcript of the gene Vsx1, whose product is annotated as muscle segmentation homeobox. The transcript is spliced from 3 exons. Bases 1 to 2286 code for a protein of 761 amino acids. The record is from RefSeq and is a predicted model, not a curated record. Gene Ontology annotation, molecular function: DNA-binding transcription factor activity, RNA polymerase II-specific; sequence-specific double-stranded DNA binding. Gene Ontology annotation, cellular component: nucleus. NCBI's taxonomy places the organism in Eukaryota, Metazoa, Arthropoda, Insecta, Diptera, Tephritidae. Gene Ontology annotation, biological process: regulation of transcription by RNA polymerase II.